Messenger RNA from Ceutorhynchus assimilis (cabbage seed weevil), 11465 nucleotides. NCBI's taxonomy places the organism in Eukaryota, Metazoa, Arthropoda, Insecta, Coleoptera, Curculionidae. The record is from the annotation of a GenBank genome assembly.
UGUUCGGUUGUGGAGUAGAGUAAAAACGGCAUAGUUUUUAGUUUUUUAGUGAGACAAAAAGUCCGAAUCGAUGUGCGUAAAUAGUCCCCGAAAUCUGCAAGUAAGCCAUUAUUCCGUAAACCGCGUAAACUAACAAAAAUUUCAUACAGUUUCGUGUAGAAAAUCCGCAGCUUUACUGCAGUGUUUUCGUUUUGGUGCAUUGUUCAGUGGCCCCCUUUAAACCAGGCCCUUACAGGGCCCCAUACACUAUAAUGGGAAUAGUUGCACGGCAACUGCCCCAACCGGUCAUGUCCAGCGUUGGCGCUAGUACAGGCACAAUGACGCAACAGCAACCCCAGCAAAUCGCCCUCCAGCAACAGACUAACGGCGGUACGACACAAGGCGGGAAAAAGCCCCUGUCAGGUGGAAGUUCGGGAGUGCCUACGCCUUCAGAAACGCCUUUACAGAAUGGUUCCAAUGGACAGGGGCCUACUCCUCCACCGAUGACAAAUGCGCCAAAAUAUGGUACUUUGGUGCCGAACCGCAUUUUUGUUGGAGGCAUAUCGGCCAGCACAACGGAAGCCGAACUGAUGCAUCUAUUCUCAGCUUAUGGCACUGUCAAAGCCGCAAAGAUUAUUCAGGACCGCGCCGGUGUGUCUAAGGGCUACGGCUUCAUCACAUUUGAGAGCGAGGACGACGCUCGGCGCCCAUUGCUCCAAGACAACAUAGUUCUCCGCGAUCGACGCCUCAAUAUUGCGCCAGCUAUUAAAAAGCAACCAUUCGGACGACCCCCUACAGCUCCUCCGUACGAUACUCAUGGUCCAUCUGACGGUAGAUCACCCGCUCCAGCGCCACACCAAGCUCUCCAGCCACCCAUGCCGCCCUUCUUUUUCGGCGGCGCGCCGCCAUUUUAUCCCGGAGCUGCCGCUUAUUACGCGCCUCCUAUGGUAGGCACGGCAGCUGCGCAAGCGCCGGUUCAAGUGUCGCAGGCUAGUCAGGAGCAAGCUGCUGUCGCUGCAGCGCAACAGGCUGUGUAUCAAACACCACAAGUUUACCAAGCACAAACAGGGCCUCCGCAAGCUGGUCCUUAUGCCUCUAUGAUGUUCCCGCAGACAAUUUAUAUGCCACAGCAGUAUCCUACAAUGAUGCCGUACGACUAUGCCAUCUACGGCGCAGGCCCGGCCGCCUCGGUGAACGGCGGCGUGCCUUCGCCCUAUGGUAGCUCGGGGCCCGCCAGCAACGGCAGCGAAACCCUACCGAGGGCUGGACCUUGCUACGGUCCAGCCCCCGGUCACACUGAAGGAACUAUUUUGUACGCCGCUCAGCCAUCACACCAUAUGUAUCACCCUGCACUAGACCCCACCGGAAUUGCGCCCGGGUCCAUUUACGCAUCAGCGGAUGGACCUUAUGAUCCUAUGGCACACCAAGCCGCCGCCAUGGGACAUUUCGGGCCACUUACAACAGCGCCAUUUAGCAUGACUGAGGAAAAUUUCUUUAUGGAACGUCCAGAAGCGAGCGGCACGCCGCGUUCAUUCUUGACGGCAACACCGCCAUCUACCGAGCAGCGCAAUACCGCCACUCCUGUAGUGUCGUUAUUGUCGCUGGACCAUCAGCAGGUAAAAGAUCCGGCCUCGAUGCAAGGGGGACGUAGACCUCCGCAACCGCCGCCACCGCAAACUAAUCAGCAACACUGCAACAUGCACCCACCUCGUCACCAAAAUCAAACUCACUACCAGAAUCACCUACCUCAACCGCACCAGCCGCAGCAUCAGACGCAGUUUAGAAGAGGGCCUAGUGUGUACCAUCAGACGAACGGCCAGUAUCCUCCGCAACAGCGCAGGGUAUUCAGUCGGCUCUACAACGGACAACACAACACGCAACACACGCAGACUUUGCCAUCCACUCAUGGACCUCCGCCAAGGCGUCCACGCAAACCGCAACACCGUAGCCACGGUACGAACAAUCCCAACAACGAAAUAGGGGCGGGCGACGCGCCUCUGCCUUCAGGCGACUUGGGCGCCCAGAUGGAGGCUCUGCAUAUUUAGUCCAAGGUAGAAGUACCAAAGUGUGAUCAGUAAAGUGAUUUUUUUUUUAUACAUACAUAUACGUAGUAGAUAAUUGGGGUCGGCUAGAUCUAGAAUAGGAAUAAAUUUUUUAUGAAAAUUAUCAGUGUGCUAUUUAGAAAAAAAAAAUUGAAAUCACCUUAAUUUAUUUCUUAAGCUCUACUUUUUCUUGAUGGAACCAAUAAUUUAUCCUAUUCUAAGUCAAAGAUCUCACUAUGUCCAUUGGGAUAGUUUUCCCAGUGAAAAACCGCCAAUGCACUUAUACAACAAUAUUAUCUAAAAAAUAUAUGGUUGUUCUUUUUUGGGCUGUUUGGCCGUCGUUCAAUCGAAAAUUUUCUUCUCGACGUCUUGCUGAUUCGAGUGCUUGGCAACUUCGGGAGAUCUGGUUCCCACAAAGGACCGAAGGUGAACUGAAUUUAGAUCACCUUCGGUCGUUUUUGGGACCAGAUCUCGUGAAGAUGCCGAGCACUCGAAUCGACGAUACGUCAAAAAGAAGAUUUUCGAAAAAACGACGGCCAAACAGCCUAAAAAAACAACAACCAUUCUUAAGUUGUGAUUGUAGCUUGUGAAACAAAUCCGAAUGGACAAAAUAAUUUGUAUUAUAUUAUAAUAAUAUAUAUGGUAGAAGCGGUAAUAUACUUAAGCGACCCCAAAUAAAAAGGUGUAGUGUCCAAUUUGUUUUGCUGCUGGGUGCCUGAUUAAUUGCAGUAGUGAUACGUAAAUUGCAACGCCUUAUGGUAAGAUGCAUGCGAUACUUAAAGCAGGCCGGACAAAAAUUGAAAAUGUCUUGUGUAAUUAGUUUGUAGGGUUUUUUUGGGGGGCCUAGGGCGAAUGUGUUACGAAAGAAAGGAUCAAAAACUUCAAAUGGAAAGUUUAUGACAAACAAGAUAUUUUUGGGAUGCGAUUUAUUUAGCUUUGGUCUUUUCUUUCUUUUUUUCCUUGCAAUAUAUGAAGGGGUGAACAAAAUAUUGAAAAUAAUUUAAAAUUCAAAAAUGACAAUAUGUAUUACUUAUUUGUGGAUUUAGAUUGGGGGGUGACAGUAUUUUUACUUUCAAAAUGGGUUCGUUUUUCACUUGCUAUAAAUGUUGCCCUUUGUUACUUUUCUGUAUGCCAUUUUGAAAGUGAAGAUUUUCAAGCUAGCGCACUCCUGCUUAAAAAUAAAAUUCAGUGAGACGCCAUUACCAUAAACUUUAAUAUGAAGCUAAGUCAAAUCGGUGGAUAUUCAGUUUUCUUAGAUUCAUAGUAUAUGAAACUUUUGUAGAUAUAUUGAUACAGAACGAAAAAAAGUAAUACUAUAAUAUAGAUAUAUAAAAAUUAUUUAAUAUAUUUUAGGUUAUAUCAGAUAUAAGAAAUAUAUAUACAACCUUAAUAUUAUUAUAUUAAAGUAUAAUACAUAUUAAAUAAUUAAUAUACUUAAAGGAUUCUCUCUUACUUGUUAUUUAAUAUAUAAGGUAUCUAGGUUUUUUUUGGCUAUAAGAUUCGUUAUAUCUCUUAAGAUUAUUUACGAUACGUUGUUUUUUUUGAAAUAACUAAAAGUCGCCAAGCAACGAUUUCUAUCAGAAUAGCUACAUUAUUCUGUGAUAUAAUGUGAAAGUAGUUUUGGGGUGAUUUUCUUUCAAAUGUAAAGCUGAACAAGCACAAAGUAUUACUCUAAUAGGCGGCUAAUUUUGUUGAUUUUUGAUAGAAACAAAAUUAAAAAAAAAAGACAAUGUGAUUGUAUGAAAUCACAAUACAUAAAAAUGUCAAAAUGGCUUUUAGGCAUGGAAAAUUGCUUAUUAAUAUCUCGUGUCCAGAUCAUUUGAAAAUUUAGAUGUAGAAAUUCCGAAAAGUUAUUUUGACAUUUCCAGUUUUUGGAUCACACGUAGGCGUUCCAGAACAAACUUGACAAAAAAGUGAGAUUCUUGCUCAAAAAAUGGUUGCCAUCUUUCGCGUAGUAGGCUUUUUCGUAUAGACGCGCCAGUUCAAGCCAGCUUCUUGGUCCCUUGGUCUUGACAAAUUUGACAGUUUUUCGACCUAAUUUUCAGUACUUUGAGUUGCUAUUUUUUGAUCUCAUUUUAUUAUUUUUAUUGUUUAUACAAGGUGAUUUUCAAGUUUGUAUAUGUUAAGUUAAAACUCAAAUUUCAGCCAAUGUAUUUUACUAUUUGGUUAUUUCCCAAUAUUUUCAUAGUAUAAUUGAUGGAUUUGAUAGUUUUUAAUUUAAGGAUAACGCACACCUUACAUGGGGUUUUUGGGCUCUAUGGAUUUUGCCCAUUUUUUGAUAUGUUGUAGAGGAUUUAAUUCUGAACAACUUUUAAAUAAUAGGACGAAAUCUGGUAGGUAUUACGGUCUUUGAGAUAUGAGCGUUGAAAGAUAAACUAUUUUGCGACUUUUUGUGUGGAGAGUAUACAAGAUACUGGUGCUGGUUUAUCAAUCAAAAUAUUGACAGGUUCACAUAUUUUACGUCACUUAAAAAUUAAUGCCAAUUUAGGUUAAGGCCAGUCCCGAUCUUAGCCUAUGUUGACAUUUGUUAGUGACGUGAAAUAUGUCGAUCUGUCAAAAUUUUGACCGAUAAGCACCAGUUUUUUUAUAGUCUCCACACAAAAAGUUGCAAAAAAGUUCAUCUUUCAACGCUCAUAUCUCAAAGACCGUAAUACCUACAAGACUUCGUCCCAUUUAAAGGUUGUUCAGAAUUAAAUCCUCUACAACAUAUAAAAAAAUGGGCAAAAUUCAUUGAGCCCAAAAAUCCCAUUUUAGGUGUGCUUUAUCCUUUGCAACCCGAAUUGAUUAAAAUAACGCGCCUUUUUAACAAUGUUUUCAAGCCUGUCUGACUUUGAGAAAAUAUAGUUGCCUGAGAGAUCUCAUCACAAUACAUAAUUAUAAUAUCACGUUUCUCCUUAGUUUGUGUGCAAAAUUACAUUUUGAAAGCAAACAAAACCAUUUAGGGCCAAAUUAUGGACUGACUGGUAAACGUCUGGUUGUUACUUAAGAGGUACUUUCUAUGAUGAUAAUAGAAAAUACCUGCUAGGUAACAACUAGACACUUACCAGUUGGUCCAUAAUUUGGCCCUUAAGGUAAUACAUAGUUUGCUCAAAGUAAGGAAGUAAAUGUUGAUAAUAAUCUUUCUAAAAGUCUGAAACAAACUCUUCAGUUAGAAAUCACCUUGUAUUAGAUUGUUCUCAUAGCUCACCUCUUUGUGAUAUUAUUUUUUCCUUUUGUAAAAACCAAACUGUAAAAUUUGUUAAGGGCUUCAAGGGAUUUUUUUCAUCUGUCAAUUGGUUAUCUAGUCAAUUUCUUGACAGCUGUCAAAUGAAAACAAUACAAAAAAAGACGACGAGAAGUGUCAAUUUCGCUGCUUUCAUUUAAAAAUAAAUCUCGUUAAUUCUUCAUAGGCAAGCUGCUAAUUUUUUCAUUAAUCAUUUAGUUUUCGAAUAAUAAUUAUGUAUAGUUUGUUUUUUUCUUUUAAAAUAACUAUUUUCUUGUUUAAAUUUUAGGCUGUGACAUUUAUAAUAUUAUAUUGAUAAUAAUUGUUGAAUUUUUGUAGAUUUUUUAUAACGAUGCCGCUCUCUCCUCCAGGGAGCGUGAGUGGCAAAUCUCAACCGCGAAUCAAAAUUUUAAUAAAAACCAUCGUUAAUCCUUGAUCAAAAAUAGACAGUGUUUCAAAUGAGCCUAAAAUAAUGCACACACGUUUUUUCUUUAUUUCGAUAGUAAAGAAGAUACAAUGCCAAAUUUGUACGUUUUUUAGUUAAGAAAAAUAGGGGCGUGGCAAGUAGGGCGUUGUUUAAUAACAGCAAACUUCGAUAAACAUUUUGCGCCCUUGUGUACCACGCCUAUAUUCACGGAUGAGUCUUAAAACAUCACUAAUUUUAUGUCACUAAGCAACGCCCUGGUACGCUAUUAUUCCAUUUUUUUUUUCAAAGCAGCCCCCCUAUUAUAAUAAUUAUUUAUCUGUUUUUUGUUUUUUCCAAAGAUUUAUCUAGUAUUUAGUUUGUAAAAGAUAGAUUGUAAUAUAAACUAUUAAUAUGUAAUGGUUUUUAAAAUAUGUAGUAAUUUAUUAUUAGAAUCUAAUCGAGUAGGAUGUAAGUUAGUAAUAGAUAAUUAGGACACUUAUAUCAUAUCUAAUAUAUGAUGUAUGAAAAUAAUAAUAUUCAAAGGCCAAAACGUCCUAUAUAGGCUAUGAUUAUACUGAUAAAAUAUGUUUUUUGAUACUGUAGAUUUUUCUAGUUGAUCAUUUUUGUUUAAACCGAAAUUAAUUGAAUAUGAAAAUGAACUUUGCCACACAUCUCACAUGUUUUUUUUUUUUGUUUCUAACAUUUUUAUCCUGCAUUCCUUUUAAAAAUACAUACACACAUACAUUAGUACCUGUCAAGACCUGAAAUGUACAUAUUAUUUUGUUGAGAAAAAACUAAAUAAUGUAUUCCCGUGUUAUUGUUGAAGAAAUUUUACGAGAUUUUAUUCUAUUUUUUUGUUGUCUAUUGACAGUUACUGCAUAAGAAAAUGUGUAUUAGCUUGUAAAUCUUACCAGUUUUUUUCUUUGUAAUAUUGUUGUUGGAAAUAUUUUAGGAACCAAAUAAUGCAUGAAUUUGAAUCAAUAACAAGUAUAAAUCAGGUCACACAAAUAUCUAUUGGAAGUUCCAUUAUUUUCAACUCGAGCUGCCUUUCUGCAAAUGUAUGACAUGUGAUGUUUACAUUCUCCAAGUCUAAUGAGAUCCCCUUGGGCUGGGAAUCUGUAACGAAUAGAGAUAUUUUCUCUAUCUUUAUUGGCGUCCCCUCUCUAUUGAUUUAAAAAAAAAAAGAGAAGAUAAUAGAGUCUCAGCCCUGGUGCCUGAUUCUCGAAUCGAGGGAGAGAGAUAUGAGAACAAGUGGCAUUCUCAGUUGUAUGCAAAAUCUGAUGUGAGUGACCGAGAUAGAAAAUGUGUUCUCAUGAGAACGCUGCUUCCUUGUUCUGAGAAUAAAGCACCUGUCAUGUGAGAAAAAAAAGUUAUACUAAAUUGGAGGUUUACAUGACUAUGUAAGAGACACUCGUAGAUGAAUUGGAAGUCUCAAAAAUAUCAAAUAUCGAAGGCAUAAACAAAGAUAUCUUCUCGUCACUGUCUCUAGGUUCUUGCUAAUAAAAUUUAUUAUUCCAGAAAUCCAGAAUCUUUUGCAUUGGAAUACUAUUACAAUGUUCAUAAAAUAUUUUUACAUUAAACAAUGCCUCGAGACAAAAGUCAUUAAUCACCCUUUGUAAGAUAGCAAUGUGUUUUUGUCACAUAUUUGUCAACUCUUUUUGGAAGAUUGUAUUUUUUUUUGUAUGUGUAUAUACAAUUACAAUAUAUAAAAUAAUUAUACAUACGCGGAAUAUACUUAAAUCCAGAGAUGCUCUACUCAAGGUUGUGCAUAAACAAAAAUGUUUAAAAAAAGAAAAUACACAUUCUAAGGUUGUAUAGUAGGAUAUUAUAAGCCUAGAUCAUAAUGCAUCUAUAUACCUGUAGCUGUAGACUUCUAGAAUGUAGAAUUUUGUAGUCGUAAUAAAAAAUAAGGUUAAUAAUAGUAAGGGAGGGUUUACAAAGGAAUAAGGAUGUGAUGGCAUAAUACAGAUGCUGUUUUGAUGGUGACAAAGAGAAAAGGAACUUUUGGAUUCUUUUAUUUGAUCAAUAUACUUUAAUAGUUAUGUUUUGAGGUUCAUUACAGUAACGAGGGGGGAAUAUUGCCAUGACGAGGGUGUUGUAAUGAGCUUUACCGUAAGUGUGAUAUACAACAUUUUAUCUACGACCUGCAUAAUAAGUGACUAUUGUCGUUUUUCUAUUUUAAAUAACUAUCAUGUGUGGUUAUAUUAAAAAUAAUGACCUCUUACCGCACGGCGGCGCACUACUGCGAUAAAUGUACGCAUUAUGAUUAUAUUGUUACACAACAUUAAUAUGGAGGAGUAGGCUUGGGCAUUUGGUUUUUUGAGUGGUCAGUACUGAGGCCAUGUACCCCAGAUGGUCUAACCUUAAUUAUUUUUGGAAGACCACUAAAGUAUUUAAUUUUAAGGUUAUCUCCCCUAUGGUUAACUCUUUCUUGCAUUUCUGUUAACAAUUUCUUGAGGUAGCUUCGCUGCAGGCUUGUUUGGUCUCACUUUAUAUACAUAUUGCUCUCUUUAGGUAGAUUAUUUUUGUUAUGAAGCACUUUACAAGGGAAAAAUCGCCUUGUUUGACCUUCUUUUCUCUGGAUUGUAGAUUCCUACUCUGACAACUUUAAGGUUACUUUUGGCAGUAUCUCUGCUGACACAAUCCAGUACCCCCUCAACCACCUUCACGUCAUUUGCUUUUCUUUCAUCAACACUGUUACUCCUGGACUCCUCAGCCCCAAAUAUAAGAACAUUUAAUGCUCUAACCUCCCUUUCCUGCCAUUCUAAGUGUAGGUUGCAUUCCCUCCGACUGCUGAUUUCCAGAGACUGUAUGCACAACUGGGGUUGUAAUCUUGUUGUUUAACUCUUGAACAUUAGUUUUUAAAGCUUUUGCUUCUUCCUUCAGGUUGGAAACGAUAUCGGCAUAGCUAGAGGAUGAGUUUUUCAGAUCUUGAAUGUCCAUUUGCAUUUUAACCAGCUCUGUUUUGAUAUUUGCUAUGCAGAUCCUUGAUCUCCGUCUCAAUUUGAGGUAUUUUUUUGUUAGGUGCAAGCAGCAGCAUAUUCAUUUAAUUAUUACCGCACUAGUGCCGUAAUAGGGCUCAUUACGUAAUGCAAAUGAGCGAAAAUUAGCGACAUAAUAGUCACUUAUUCUGCAGGUCGUAGAUAAACAUAAUUUCUAUAUUCUGGUUGGAGCAUUGGUUCGAACCAAUCAAACAGAAGCUGCUCUGGAGUCCAUGUCAAUUUAGCUUGAAAUACAAUUGAAUUGAAUAUCUUGAAACUUUUAUCUGCUCUCACUAGUUUCAAUGCUCAAAAAAGACCUGCUCUGCAUUGACACAGUUCAAUCAGCUUGCUCCAUCUCAAAGUUUUCGUAUUUAAACAAAAUCCAAUUAGUUUAUGUCAAUUAUCAUAAAUUCUGUCAAUAUAAAAUUAUCCACCACAAAUUAUGUCAAUUUCUCGUACUAAUAAUCAUUAAUAUGUUUAAGAAAGACAGAAACAAAAGUUCGUGUCCGAUGAAGCCAAAAUUUUUUGUGAUAGAAUGUCCGAGGCGUACCUAAUGAUUUUUCGGAAAACUGUGUUCAAAAAAUCUUUUAAAAAAACGAGUAGGUAGAAAAUACGCAAGGUGCUCUAGAAGCUUGGGAGUUUGUGUUUUAGAUACGUGGCAAGGUUUCGUUUUUUUUUUUACCGAAAAGUAGUACAAAUAGAGCAUCCUCCGUAUAAAAAAAGGAAUCUCCUUAAUGAGCUGCUGAACAGAAAAAAAAUACAUGGAAAACUCAAAAAAAAAAUAUACGUAGAAAUAAAUAUCUUAACAUAUAAACAAUAAUAAUUUAGAGAAAAAAGUAAUAAUAUAAACGCAAUACUUUUAGUAAAGUAGAUUUUAAGGCUACCUUUUAAACGGCGACUAUUGUUUGCGAUAGUCCAGAUUCUUAGACUGUGUUUUUAAUGUAAACCCAACUUUAGGAGCGCAUGCAUAGGAACCAUAGUUAUUUUUGCAAACUGAUUUUAGAUUGCAAAUAUUUACUCGGUCAAUAUUCGUGCGCUCUUAAGUGAAUUCCUGUGAAUUUGAAAUCAAUGCAAGCCCAAAAUUUUUGUAGGGGCAAAAAAAACCAGAAUCGUACUCGGUCGCAAACGGCAGUUGCGUAGAUAAGAAAAAAAAGUGAGAAUUACUUAAUUGAAGUAAGGAUAAACUCUUAGUAUGUAAGGCUCUAUGUACAAAACCUAAAGGAUAAUAAAAACACUAUAAUAUAUACAGUAAGAAAUUUGUGUUAUUUAUUUCACUCUUAUUUUUAUGGAUUUCUUUGAGAAUUAUAGCGGAAAAAAAAGGCAAUAAUUUUCAAUUGGUAAAAAUGUUCAGUUUUGGUACACUAAAUUAUUACAAGCAAUGGCGUGCAUGUUGUUUUUCACGAAUAAACGUAUUACCAAAUUGCAAAUUAUAACAAACAAUAUUGAUAUAUGUUGGCAAUACAAUGUGAAACUGUCGAUGUAGUGUUUUGACCUCGGCCAAAAAUGGACAAGGCAUUCGUGAAAAAUAGUACUUUUAUUUAUAUUUUAAUUAACAAUAAUAAUUAUUGCCAACAGUAUUUUAUAUUUUUCUAUAAACAAUACUGGUUGAAUAAAGUGUACCUAUUACUCUAAUAAAAUAUAUACAUAUAAAAUAAAGUACAUAAUAGGUCUAUUCGCACAGAAAUCACAAACCAGAGUGAAUUUCAUUGGUUGAUACUAGUUUUCUGACUGUUUUCAACCAAUGAAAUUUGCUCUGACUGGUUUGUGAUUUCUGCGGAAACAGACCUACAAUCUACCUAUAUAAAAAAAGGUAAUACAAUGGCAUCAUCUGCAAAUAAUGAUAAUCACAAAAUACAUACAUAGACUUAGGAUAGAUAUCAUGGAGAUAUAUUUGAAGUGUGAUCCAAAAUGUAUACUUUGUUAUUUUGUCACUUAAAAUUUCAAUUGGGAUCUGAAGAAUGUAUAUCUAUCAAAUUCUCACAGACAUCAAAUGCUUCCCAAAGACAAUUAUUCAAAUUUGCAAUUUUUAAAGAUAAAAACGAUAUUUUUUAGUUAAAUCAAAAGUGGCAGUAUCUCCACCUCAAACUUCUAGCAGACUGAAAAAAAUAAUCAAAAUUUCCUAGUAGACCAAUUCAGGCUCCACCAAGUAAAAUAACCCUUUGGUAUCACACUCCAAGUACAUCUUAAAAUAUCAAUAUUCAUUUAUUUCAGUCCCACGAGUCCGAUGAAAAAUGGUCUUCUUCGUUUUCCGCCCUCAAUUCGUCUUCUUCCUCAUAUGUUUUUCCUGACAAAUGACUCAAACCCUCUCCAGCGUAGGAUAAUAGAGGUGAAACUUCCACCCCCAAUCCUUGACAUUCACUGCCAACCUUUUCCACCCACGUUUUGUGUAACGCCAUCAAAUCCUUGGCCGCCGUGAAAAAACAAUCUUUAUUGGUGUCGUCGCUGUUUUUUAUUGGAGAAAAUUCUUGUGACCUCUCUAUUUGCCAGACAAGGCAGUUUUGACUGAAACCGAUCACGUCAAAUAUAAACUUUUCGAUUUUAAUACAGUUGGGUGUCGGAGACCAGAUUUUGUCCCCGUCUGGUCCUAUUUGGGUAACUGUUUUUUUAGCAAUAUGAAGUGUCAUGUCAUCAGCGUGUUCUGUCGAUACUUUUUUCAGGAAAUCGGUAGUGAAAAAGUGAUUGCAAAUGUUGCCAGCAUUAAAAAAUAAACCUUCUUCGGCAGUUUUUGUCGACUUCAGCAGUGAUGCUGUAUUUUCAGGGAUUUGACUAUAUUCUACUACUUGGACUUGGUCUUUUACUUUUACUACUAUGCCUAAAGGUUCUUCUGGGUCUGUUUUUUUAAUUACUUUCAAACC